CAUGCCUUCGAAGGAAUGAAUUAGACGCGCUUCCUCGCCGGGUGACUGACAGCGCUGCCCCGGGGAGAGGAGUAUAUAAGGGGCGGCUCUGCCGCGAAGGCAGAGGGAGGCACCGUCCGAGUGCACCGGGACCGCUCCUCCUCCCAGCUCAGCCUCCCAGCCGAACUCGCCUUGCAGCGCGGACGCCAGCCCUCCCAUCUUCGCAACGCACCAGGGGCCGCACCACGGACGCAGCAUGCUCUGGGGGCUGGCCCUGCUGGCUCUGUGGGCAUGGCAGGGUGCCCAGGACGUCCGAGCUGCGGACCCGGUCGAAGACAGCUCCUUCGACCUCUUCCAAGUCAGCAACAUAAACCGGAAGACCAUCGGCGCCAAGCAGUUCCGCGGGCCCGAGCCGGGGGCGCCGGCCUACCGCUUCGUGCGCUUUGACUACAUCCCGCCCGUGAGCGCGGCCGCCCUGCUCAGCAUCACGCGCAGCAUGCGGCGCCGCGACGGCUUCUUCCUGACGGCGCAGCUCAAGCAGGACCGCAGGUCGCGCGGCACGCUGCUGGCCCUCGAGGGCCCCGGCGCCGCCCGCCAGUUCGAGGUGGUCUCCAACGGCCCGGCCGACACGCUGGACCUCACCUACUGGACGGCCGGCGGCCAGCACGUGCUGUCCCUGGAGGACGUGGGCCUGGCCGACUCGCAGUGGAAGAACAUCACGGUGCAGGUGGCCGGCGAGACCUUCGGCCUCUACGUGGGCUGCGACCUCGUGGACAGCUUCGCGCUGGACGAGCCCUUCUACGAGCAGCUGACGGCCGAGCGCAGCAGGAUGUACGUGGCCAAGGGCUCCGCCCGCGACAGCCACUUCCGGGGUCUGCUUCAGAACAUGCACUUAGUCUUUGAGGAUUCUGUGGAAGACGUCCUGAGCAAGAAGGGCUGUCAGCACAGCCACGGAGCUGAAAUCAAUGCCAUCAGCGAGCACACGGAGACGCUGCACCUGAGCCCUCACCUCACCGCGGACCACACAGGCCAGAGCCUGCAGCCGCGGCCGGAGGUGUGCGAACAUUCCUGUGCCGAGCUGGGCAACAUGAUCAACGAGCUCUCCGGGCUGCACCUCCUCGUGGACCAGCUCAGCGAGAACCUGAAGAGAGUGUCCAGCGAUAACCUGUUUCUGCUGGAGCUCAUCGGGGUUCCCCCGAAGACGAGGAAUGUGUCCGGCUGCUGGCAGGAGGACCGGAUGUUCGCCGAGAACGAGACCUGGGUGGUGGACAGCUGCACCACCUGCACCUGCAAGAAAUUUAAAACCGUUUGCCACCAGAUCACCUGUUCACCUGCCACGUGCGCCAAUCCGUCCAUUGUGGAAGGCGAGUGCUGCCCUUCCUGCUCCCACGCAGCAGACGGCGAGGAGGGCUGGUCCCCAUGGGCAGAGUGGACAGAGUGCUCGGUCACGUGUGGCUCCGGGACCCAGCAGAGGGGCCGCUCGUGCGAUGUCACCAGUAACACCUGCUUGGGGCCGUCCAUCCAGACGCGGGCCUGCAGCCUGAGCAAGUGGCGAUGCCCGCGGUGAGUGCCGGCCACGCGGUGCCUGCAUGUGUUCCGGCAGGACGGCGGCUGGGGCCACUGGUCGCCCUGGUCUUCCUGCUCCGUGACCUGUGGGGUCGGCAACGUCACGCGCAUCCGUCUCUGCAUCCCGGUGCCCCAGAUGGGGGGCAGGAACUGCAAAGGCAGCGGCCGGGAGACCAAGGCCUGCGAGGGCGCCCCGUGCCCGAUCGACGGCCGCUGGAGUCCCUGGUCCCCGUGGUCGGCCUGCACCGUCACCUGUGCCGGGGGAAUCCGGGAGCGCACGCGGGUCUGCAACAGCCCAGAGCCCCAGCACGGCGGGAAGGCGUGCGUGGGGGACGUGAAGGAGCGCCAGAUGUGCAACAAGAGGAGCUGCCCCGUAGAUGGCUGUCUGUCCAACCCCUGCUUUCCCGGAGCCGAGUGCAGCAGCUUCCCUGACGGGUCCUGGUCCUGCGGCGCCUGCCCCGUGGGCUACCUGGGCAACGGCACCUACUGCGAGGACCUGGACGAGUGUGCCGUGGUCACGGACAUCUGCUUCUCGACCAGCAAGGCGGCCCGCUGCGUCAACACACAGCCCGGCUUCCACUGCCUGCCCUGCCCGCCGCGCUACAAGGGGAGCCAGCCCUCUGGGGUGGGCCUGGAGGCUGCCAGGGCCAACAAGCAGGUGUGUGAGCCAGAAAACCCGUGCAAGGACAAGACCCACAGCUGCCACAGGCACGCGGAGUGCAUCUACCUGGGCCACUUCAGUGACCCCAUGUACAAGUGUGAGUGCCAGACGGGCUACGCGGGCGACGGGCUCAUCUGCGGCGAGGACUCGGACCUGGACGGCUGGCCCAACAGCAACCUGGUCUGUGCCACCAAUGCCACCUACCACUGCCUCAAGGACAACUGCCCACACCUGCCCAAUUCCGGGCAGGAGGACUUUGACAAGGACGGAGUGGGCGAUGCCUGUGAUGACGACGAUGACAAUGACGGAGUGAGCGACGAGAAGGACAACUGCCAGCUCCUGUUCAACCCCCGCCAGUCUGACUACGACAAGGACGAGGUCGGAGACCGCUGUGACAACUGCCCGUACGUGCACAACCCCGCGCAGAUCGACACGGACAACAACGGCGAGGGCGACGCCUGCUCUGUGGACAUCGACGGAGAUGACGUCUUCAACGAGCGUGACAACUGUCCCUAUGUCUACAACACCGACCAGAGAGACACCGACGGCGACGGUGUGGGUGACCACUGUGACAACUGUCCUCUGAUGCACAACCCCGACCAGACCGAUGUGGACAACGACCUCGUGGGAGACCAGUGUGACAACAACGAGGACAUAGACGACGACGGGCACCAGAACAACCAGGACAACUGCCCCUACGUCUCCAACGCCAACCAGGCCGACCACGACAACGACGGCAAGGGUGACGCCUGUGACCCCGACGACGACAAUGACGGGGUCCCCGACGACAGGGACAACUGUAGGCUGCUGUUCAACCCGGACCAAGAGGACUCGGACGGUGAUGGGCGGGGCGACAUAUGCAAAGACGACUUUGACAACGACAGCGUCCCGGAUAUUGACGACGUGUGUCCUGAGAACAACGCCAUCAGCGAGACAGACUUCAGGAACUUCCAGAUGGUACCGCUGGACCCCAAGGGGACCACCCAGAUUGAUCCCAACUGGGUCAUUCGUCACCAGGGCAAGGAGCUGGUUCAGACGGCAAACUCGGACCCCGGCAUCGCUGUAGGUUUCGAUGAGUUUGGGUCCGUGGACUUCAGCGGCACGUUUUACGUCAACACUGACCGGGACGACGACUACGCUGGCUUCGUCUUCGGCUACCAGUCGAGCAGCCGCUUCUACGUGGUGAUGUGGAAGCAGGUCACCCAGACCUACUGGGAGGACCAGCCCAGCCGGGCCUACGGCUACUCCGGGGUGUCGCUCAAGGUGGUGAACUCCACCACAGGUGCGGGCGAGCACCUGAGGAAUGCGCUGUGGCACACGGGGAACACCCAGGGGCAGGUGCGCACGCUGUGGCAUGACCCCAAGAACAUUGGCUGGAAGGACUACACGGCCUACAGGUGGCACCUGACCCACAGGCCCAAGACGGGCUACAUCAGAGUCCUCGUGCACGAAGGAAAGCAGGUCAUGGCCGACUCAGGCCCCAUCUACGACCACACCUACUCUGGCGGGCGGCUCGGUCUGUUUGUCUUCUCUCAAGAAAUGGUCUACUUCUCGGACCUCAAGUAUGAGUGCAGAGACGUCUAACGAGACGUGCGUGGUGCUGGCGCGGUGCUGUGCCUGCCGAGUUGCCUGAGCCACUCGGGCCCUCGUGGCGCUCGCAGCUCUGUCUCUCCAGCGGCACCUCCUGCCCUUGACCUGACUCCGAGUUCUUCGCCUGCAUCAUCAGCCUUGAACCCCAGUGCCUCCUGGGAAAUACCGGUGGAGCCCAAAGAGGAGGCCCCAGCUGCACGGAAACCAUUCGUUCUACACGGGAGUUCACGUGGCGUGUGACUGGGCCUCACGGCACACUGCUUUUCCUUGUUUGUUUGAAAAGAACGACGUUUACAUAUACAAUGUAAUUACUUCUAUUUAUGUGUGGAUGGAGUUGAGGGAAUUCUGUGCAGAUGGCGUUAUCAUAAAUUAAGCAUGAAAAAUACCGCUCAGCUGCUCUCAGUGCGUAGAGUUGUCACUGUUCCUGGGUGAGGGCUGUUCCAGCGACACACAGAUCCCGCCGGGUCAGUCACGCAGGGCGGAAGCAUCAGGCGCACAGCGGUGACGCGGGAUACAGAGGCUGGAGGACCACGGUCCUCGGAGCCUGUGGCCUCAUCUCAGGUGGCAGCCGGGGGUGGCUGACUGUUGGAGCAUGGAACAUGACUGAAGACAAGAGUCCGUGGGCACCCGUUUCCCCGCUCCUAUCCAGCGGAGCCCUGAUGCUCCGUAGAGCUGUCGUUUUGUCGUGGAAGGAGUGUCCUCGCGCGGGGGUCUGGCGUGGCUCCUGCGAAGCCUCGAGUCCGUGCCGGGCUCCCAGAGCCGAGGGCCCCGUUAGAGCCCCCGUGCCGCACAGCACCGAGAGCACACUGGGCCAGCUGCCUGCUGGUUUGGCCCUGACUCUGGGCUCUGCCACUGAGACCGGAGAAGCAGAAAGCAGCUCAGCAAAGCCGCCGGGCCCCUGGCCCUGUGCUAGAUUCCAGAGUAAUGGUAAAGUCGCUUUCACCUAACUUAGUGAUGCACUUCAUUAAGGUUCUGGUUAUAAAUGUUCUCUUAAUAUUUAUUAAAUGAACACAGACACAGCUCCAUUUACCCAUAACUUAUUUUCAAUAUGCCAUGUAGCACAUAGAGGUAUGAUAUUGCAAGUGCCUGUCGGAACACAAGGCAAACACCAUUAUGUUGUCAGGAUAUAGCAUGGUGUGAAACGCAUAGGGUAAACAACGAAGAAUUUACAGUGGGACCUUAAUAUAGAUAUUGUUGCUAUUGAUGGUAAUCCAAGACUGCUUUGCUGUUAGCUUUCCGCUGUACAUAGGGUUUCUUAGAAAUUUGAGUGCUGAGGUCGCCCCGUGAGCGGCUGCAGGUGACAUGUGUGAGCUCAUCCACGUGAGGAAGCUGGUCUCGUGUGACAGGCCCAGAUCUCUCUGUCAGUCACGGUCCCGUUUCCAGAUCCAACUGAAAGGACCGAUCUUUUGUCUUAAUUUACACAUUUCGUUUUGAUAAAAUAAUCUUUGUCGUUUACUUUGAGGUUGAUUACUCUUUUUUUGCUUUGUUUUGCUGCACUUUUUACUUUUUUGGUAGAAAAUGGUUGGGAGACUUCAUUAAAUGUGAGAAUUGUGAAGAGUGUGCGGGUUUCUCUUUCGGUGUUGUUUGCCCCAAAGUACCACGGCCUGGGAUGAUGGUGUGAAUAUUUAGAAUGUACCAUAUUGCUUGUAAAUUAUUUGUGGUUUUUUAAACAAACUUCUCAUAUAGGUUGAUGAAACUUUGUUUUGCCAAAGACUGUAAAUAUGUAUUUAUUUGUUCACAUGGUCAGAAUUUCACCACUGAACCCUGCAUUUAGCUAGAGCCUCAUUUUUUAUACUUUAAAGAUUAAUAACCGGAAAUAAAUUGUAAAAAGGUUUUCUAUAAAUGAAUU
This is a messenger RNA of Lepus europaeus (European hare), 5645 nucleotides long. It is a transcript of the gene THBS2, whose product is annotated as thrombospondin 2. NCBI's taxonomy places the organism in Eukaryota, Metazoa, Chordata, Mammalia, Lagomorpha, Leporidae. Gene Ontology annotation, molecular function: calcium ion binding; protein binding. Gene Ontology annotation, biological process: negative regulation of angiogenesis; cell adhesion. The record is from RefSeq and is a predicted model, not a curated record. Gene Ontology annotation, cellular component: extracellular region.